AUGUGCGACUUUAUAGGAGUGACAAAGCGACCGUUGACCAUUCCACAUGAUUUCGUACCUUAUAUGGAAAAACACAGAUUAUAUGAAUUCUUUUAUGAAUUAGUGACGCAAUUAAUAAUCCAGCAGCCGGAAGAUCCAAUAGUAUUCAUGAAACAAUGCGUUCAACAUAUUAUACGAAAACGGGAUAUUCCCAGAGUUAUUCUUAUAGCUCCUCCAAAUUUUGAUAAAACGACUUUCGCAGAAAUUCUUCAGGAAAAAACUGGCAUUCGUCCUGUUACUCUAGAAGAUCUACAUGCUUUAUCUCCUACUAAAGUAUACUAUAUUCCAAGAAAUAAAAAGGAAGCACGUGCAAUACAAUAUAUCGGAGUGAUACCAACACAUGUGAUACAGAUUAUACUUCCGAGUACAGAAGACAAGAUUCAAGAAAAAAAUGAUACAAGACAAUGCAAUUAUAGAAGAACUCUUCGAGAUUUACGUGAAGUUUAUGCUAAUUUUUUGAUUGAAGUUGAAGCUGGUACUAAGACAAUUCAAGAUCUAGGAAAGAAUUGCGCGGAAUUAUUGAAAGUUAAAAGACAUUAUGGAGCUCCAUCACUCUUUCGCAUUGUACUCAUAGGUCCUCGAGGAUCAGGUCGUCGUUCUUUAGCAAAACAUAUAUCUGAGAGGUUUAAUCUUGUUUAUGUUGAUUUUAAUUAUAUUUUGGAACAAGCAUGUUUGCGAGAAACGGCUUUGAGUGAAAUGCUGCGACUAUGCGAACACAGAUGUGUACAGAAAUUCAAAUCAGAAGCGCAAAUACAAAUUAUCGAACAAUAUGUACUAAAGUCUGAUUGUCUCAAAAGAGGAUGGAUUUUGAUCGGUUAUCCUAAUACCGUAGAAGAAUUCAAAUUGCUAGAUAUGAUAUCUACACCACCCAACAGAGUAAUUGUUCUCAAAAUAAAUACUCAAAUAUGCGGAGAAAAAAUUGUAAAUCAUCAAUACGACAGUAUUAUUGGAAGCGAGCACAGUUCUACAUCAUGCGAAUCUUUCAUAACGGACUCAUAUUGUAAAUUGGAUAGUUAUUCCAAGGAUUAUGAGGACAUUAUUAAACAAGAUGUAGUUAUCCUUUGGGAGUACAAAAAAAAUAUAGAAGCUAUAAUGCAAUAUGCGGGAGAAACUGCGACUAUAAUUGAUGCGAUGGAUGAGAAAAAAUGUGUGAGAGAGAAACUAGAGGCCUGUCUGAUGAGACCAGCACCAUCUGCGAAACCCAGGAUUCCAUAUCUUCCUAUAAUCGAUCCAAUGAAUAUAGAAUUUGAUCCCGACGAUGAACCUGACCCAAGCAUCUUUGAUAAUAUACGUGCCCCAGAGCCUACAUAUUUUUUCAUUUAAAAAUCUCAUAAAUACAAUUAUCUUUGCGUAGAAAAAAAAAACGAAUAACUAUUCACUUUGUAACGUAUAUAAAGCACUCGAUUCUUUAAUCAUUGUGUAUACAUUUUAUGAAUUAUUUUUGCUCUUUUAAUAAAAUUGGGGUUUUUU
This is a messenger RNA of Pogonomyrmex barbatus (red harvester ant), 1509 nucleotides long. RefSeq names its product adenylate kinase 8. Gene Ontology annotation, biological process: nucleobase-containing compound metabolic process. Gene Ontology annotation, molecular function: ATP binding; nucleobase-containing compound kinase activity. NCBI's taxonomy places the organism in Eukaryota, Metazoa, Arthropoda, Insecta, Hymenoptera, Formicidae. The record is from RefSeq and is a predicted model, not a curated record.